GUCCCAUAAGCAGCAUUUUGGUGAAUAAGUAUGGCAGUCGGCCAGUGAUGAUAGCAGGAGGUAUUCUGUGUUCAUUUGGAAUGAUUGCUUCCUCUUUCUGCAAUAGCGUCCUGGAACUUUAUCUAUGUAUUGGUGUUGUUGGAGGUCUGGGUUUAGCAUUCAACUUACAGCCUGCCUUGACCAUGAUUGGCAAGUAUUUCUAUAAGAAGCGUCCCAUUGCUAAUGGACUGGCCAUGGCUGGAAGUCCAGUGUUUCUGAGCACGCUGGCACCUCUCAAUCAAUUUCUCUUUAAUGCGUUUGGCUGGAAAGGAAGCUUUCUCAUCCUGGGAGGACUUCUUUUGAACUGCUGUGUUGCUGGGUCACUUAUGAGACCUGUUGGACCGAAAACAGUUCCUCCUGUGAAAAAAGAUGUUGAAAAAGGCACAGGAGAUUCUACCUUGCACAAAAACAACAAGAAGUCUUUUUGGCAAACUAUGAAUAAAUAUCUAGAUCUGUCUCUCUUCAAACACAGAGGGUUUCUGAUCUAUUUGUCAGGAAAUGUCAUUAUGUUUAUUGGUUUCUUUGCUCCAAUAGUAUUCUUGGCUCCGUAUGCCAAGCACAAGGGAAUUGAUGAAUAUUCUGCUGCUUUUUUGCUAUCUAUCUUAGCCUUUGUAGACAUGUUUGCUAGGCCUUCAAUGGGACUUGUAGCAAACUCCAAGUUUAUCCGGCCAAAGAUUCAGUACUUUUUUAGUUUUGCUGUCUUAUACAAUGGUGUCUGUCAUAUCUUGUGCCCUCUGGCAACCAAUUACACUGGCUUAGUGAUAUAUGCUGUAUUUUUUGGGUUUGCAUUUGGAAUGGUUAGCAGCGUUCUUUUUGAGACAUUGAUGGACCUUGUUGGGGCUGCCAGAUUUUCCAGUGCAGUUGGACUUGUCACCAUUGUGGAAUGUUGCCCUGUGCUCAUAGGCCCUCCUCUAGGAGGUUGGUUAGUGGAUGUUACUGGUGAAUACCAGUACAUGUAUUUUGUCUGCGGAGUGAUUGUGAUUGUGGCCAGUAUUUGGUUGUUCAUUGGCAAUACCAUUAACUACAGGCUUUUGGCAAAAGAAAAGAAGUUAGAAGAUGAGAAGCAGAAAGCACAGAAGAAUGCUGACCCAAAGGAGGCAGAACCAUUAACAAACAAUGAGAAUGAAGAUGCUACCAGUAGAGCUGAUAAGGCUCUUGAAGAUCCUUCAGAACGAGAAACCAAUAUUUAAUCUGCAAUACAGUUCAGAAGGCAACAUGACUUCUAUUAGAAAUAUGUCUUCAAGACAUAAGCCAGAUUUUGUGGUAAUAAUGAUCAGUCACAAUAUUGAACGGGAACAGAUUUUUGCCUUAUGGCAAGACUCUAAGUUAAAUUACUGUCUAUAGUUUCUUUAUUUCAGUGAUACAAAAUUGAGAUUACAGAGGUGGUGACACCAUAAAACUAUGACUCUGGACAAUCAAGAGUUGAGUAAACUAUAAAGCCUUCCAAUGACAAACAGGUUUGUUUCAAAAGUACACCUAAUGCAUAUCUCCUACUCUUAUUUGAGAAGAUACU
Merops nubicus (carmine bee-eater) is the source of this 1552-nucleotide messenger RNA. It is a transcript of the gene SLC16A7, whose product is annotated as solute carrier family 16 (monocarboxylate transporter), member 7. The transcript has 3 exons. NCBI's taxonomy places the organism in Eukaryota, Metazoa, Chordata, Aves, Coraciiformes, Meropidae. The record is from RefSeq and is a predicted model, not a curated record. Gene Ontology annotation, molecular function: monocarboxylic acid transmembrane transporter activity. The annotation marks the transcript as partial. Gene Ontology annotation, biological process: transmembrane transport; monocarboxylic acid transport. Gene Ontology annotation, cellular component: membrane.